AAGUUGCCUUUUGUCUAGACUUCAGUUCAGAAAGUAUAGCAAAGUAACUACUUGGCGAUAAACUAAUUCAAAGAGAAUUAAAUAAUGGAUAAUUUUGAUAACAUUCUUGGUUCUUCUCCUAGUACCCACUAUGCCAGGAAUGAGUUGUGCUUAAUCGAACGAGAUGCUCCAGUGAAAAAGUUAUAUCUCCCCAACGUUCCAGAAGAUCUAAAGAAGGAUAAAUUAGUUAAACAUUUUAUUAACUUUGGGCGUGUCCUAAGUGUGCAGAUAUUUUACAAAGUUAAACAACCUUUAACGCGGAUCGGAUUUGUUCUAUUCGCAAAAACUACAGCCGCAGUCAGGGCUUUGCAAAACAAUUUGCAUAAAGUGAAUGGCCACGAAAUUAAGGUCCUUGCGGCCUGUAGCUGGCAUCAACCGGACAUAUAUGGGGCCUCAGAGCCACUGCCAUCUUGGGAGGCACAAAUUUUUAUGCUUCCUGAUGAUUGCCUAUUAAUGAUUAUGGAAUUGCUUCCGCUGGUAGAUCAAUUAUAUUUUCAAAGUGUUUGCCAGCGUUUUCGAUCUGUAUAUCAAUUAAUUUCAAGAAUCAAACAUAAAUCGAUUGAUUACCAAAUAUUGCAGAACUUGACCCCUUGCGAUAUUCGUGAAUUUUUUCACGUAGCCGGGCCAUAUUUCCAGAACUUUAAUGGCUCUGUGAUGCAAGAGAGAAUAUUUAAAGGCCGCUUGGUAAAAUAUUUUCAAGGAAAUUUCAUCAACUUGAAGUCGUUGGACAUUUCGGGUGCCAUUUUGACUGAAGAGAACGUGUUUAAUAUAUUUUCAAGUACCAAUAAGUUGGAGAAUCUGAUAUUAGAUCAUUGUUGUCUGACGGAUGAGAGUUUGUUAGCCUUGAAAGACUUGACCAAUCUCAAAACACUUAGCAUUGCCUGCAAUAGGUCUCUCAGUGGCCAUAAUCUAGUGAUGCUGCCCAUCUCGAUUGAGAACCUGAAUCUGUCAUUUUGUAUUAGAAUUCAGCCAAGCCAUGUUAUUCAGAUGUGCAAGUCUUUAACCAACCUAUUGGAACUCAACAUUGUCGGUGUCGAUCCCAUAACCAAUUAUGGAAAUUUUUACAACAAUAUGAUUGAACAAAACCCUUGUGUUUCUCUUCAAACAUUGGGCCUUUCUACUUAUGAUCAAUGCGAUGGUAUAGCCAAACUACCUAAUCUAAAGAAUAUUUACAUAGUCAUAGUAGAAAUUCCAAAGGAAGUUAGUGAUACCAAAUUCUUCGAUCAACUGGUAAUUUUUAAAUACGAGCAAUUGGAAGAAUUGAAAAUUGAUGAAGCCUUUCAUAUUACUAAGCAAAUGCUCCUGCAAAUUGCAAAGUUAACUGGAUUGAAGACUCUUUCGCUCUAUAAAGCGAACAACAUUGAUGAUGAUGUCAUCGAAGCAUUUACCAACCUGAAAAAACUGGAGAAUAUUAUUCUUCAGAACGGCAAUUUCAGCGAUUCGAUUAUUGUGCGUCUGGUACUUGGAUGUCCGAAGUUGAAGGAGGUGAAUCUUGUAUAUUGUUUACAAAUAACUCGAAAAUUAUUGGACGAUAUUGUUGUGAAGAUUCCAAUUUACUACAAAAAGAAUGAGCGCAAGCUGCCCAUAUUAAUUUUUCUAUCCGACAAUUCGUAUCAUAGAUGUCCCUUUAUGGCUCCAGCUCAGGAUAUAGUCAAAAUAUUCUGCUACCAUACAUAAUAAAAUGAUUUAAUGGAUCGAUUACGAAUCUAAUCAUAUGAUCUAUAAAUAAAUAGAAGUUUUCAAAAUUUCUCUCAA
Molecule: messenger RNA, 1794 nt
Organism: Drosophila willistoni
Lineage: Eukaryota; Metazoa; Arthropoda; Insecta; Diptera; Drosophilidae
Exons: 2
Coding region: 85-1716 (543 amino acids)
Biological process (GO): SCF-dependent proteasomal ubiquitin-dependent protein catabolic process
Cellular component (GO): SCF ubiquitin ligase complex
Molecular function (GO): RNA binding; protein binding
Source: RefSeq, a predicted model, not a curated record